AUGCGUGUUACCACUCUUCUCGGUCUCCUUUUCUUCUUGGCCGCCGCCAUGGCCAUCCCCAUCACCACCACUGGCGGCGGCAACGGUCCUCACGGACCUGUUGGUCACAAUGCGACCGACACCCUCCCCCCCGGUCGCAACUCGACCGACGACGAGGUUCCCUUCCCCGGCCACCGGGUGGCCACCCGCAACUUCCCCGGUCGGAACUCGGCCAACCCCUUUCCCGGCCACAAGGUGGCCGAUGCCUUCUUUGGCCCCGGCGGUGACGGCGGUCACCACAACUCGACCCACGAGGCCGACGCCUUCUUCCUCCCUCCCGGUGGCCACAAGGUGGUCGCCGCCCGUGACGCCCUGGCCCCCCGUGGUCGGAACUCGACCCACGUCUUCUUCCCCCCCUCCUCGGGUCAAAACUCGACCUACCCUUUCCUCCCUCCCGACAUCCCCGUCGAGAUCAACGUCGAGGUGGAGAAGGAGGAGGAACCCGUUGUCGUUGAGCGCGGUCAAUAUAUUGACUGCAUCAUGAGCAACCAAUUCUGCACUCCUCACACUCCUCCUCCACCAGCGGAGGAGGAUUGA
Exophiala oligosperma is the source of this 576-nucleotide messenger RNA. RefSeq lists its product as uncharacterized. Lineage: Eukaryota; Fungi; Ascomycota; Eurotiomycetes; Chaetothyriales; Herpotrichiellaceae. The transcript has a single exon. The record is from RefSeq and is a predicted model, not a curated record. The coding region runs from base 1 to 576 and encodes 191 amino acids.